AGAGGCAGCAACAGCAGGCGAUCAAUAACUCCCCCCACAGACGACCAGCCACACACACGCGCUCAGCACCUCGUCACUUGAGCUCCCUCCCUCCCUUCAGCGUUUAUCCCCACACAAACCGUAGUGAUCUAUGCGCGAACCGGUUGAUAAAGAGAGGUGAUAUAUAUAUAACAUGUGAGAACACGUGUACCAGGCUACAGUGUGUGAGGGGAUACGGAGGGAGGGUGUAGAGCAGUUCCCUGAAGGUAAACUAAGCAUGUGCAGGCAGUGAUGGUGCUGGACACGCCAGGAAUGACGGAACACUCGCCUGUAGAGGAGGGAGGGGCGGUGAGUGCAGCAGGAGAGGAAGCCAUCAGGUCAAUCCUGGCAUCACUUCGUGAGGCCAUGAAAGGGGAAGAGGGCAUUGGAGGGGUCUUGACUCCUGCCUUGGACCCCCUGGCUGUGGAGACCCAGACCAUCACGCACCAGCACCCUGCGCUCAACAUUGCCAUCAAACUCUACAAUAUGGGCCUUUCGGGUCUCUCUGAGUUCAUUAUAGAAGAUGUACGAGUGAAUGUUCAGUUGCUAACGGUAACAAUUAGUCUUAGCAUCGACACACUUCUUCUUGAUGGAGAAUAUGACCUGCAGGGUAAGCUUGUGAAGGUGAUACCACUCUCAGCUCGAGGGCCAUUCACAGUUACAACUAAUAACGCAAAGGUCACUCUUCGUGUAAAGUUGAAAGAAUGUCGUGGACGUCUUGAGGUGAGAGAUCUGAGCAGUGAACUUAUCCUAGAGAGUGUACAAUGUCGCCUCUCACAUAUGACUGGAGGGGCCCUCGUUAGCAAAGUUGUAAAUUCCAUACUUACUGAUCUGCUCAGAAGAGAAAAGCAGAAUCUGGAAGAUUAUCUUGGUUUUGUACUCAAAACAUUACUAAAUAACGAGCUCAAGAAUUUCAAUCUUGGCGUAUCCCUCCAACUCCUGCGUACAAGUGACAAAUACAUGCGCAGAGGCUCAUUAUAUUAAUUUUAUACCUGAGGAGCAACCCUAGUUCUAAUAUUGAGUUAGAGUAUUUUAUAAUUAGAAGCAGAUAAACUGUAAAAAAAGACUUUAGAUAACGUUAGAUGAAGGCAGAUUUUUGUACAUUCCUUUUACUAGUGAUUUCCCUGUCAUCCAAAUUUAUGAGAACACCACGUAUAGAAAUGGAAAAGGGAGGUCAAGAAUAGUUUUGAAGUUGAUUAGCUAACAUAAAGUUGUGUACAAUGUCUCUUAUAAGUCAGUAUUAUAAGUCAGGUUCUUGUUUGUUAGAGAUGAAUUAUAUAUGAACUAGACUUCUCAGUGUGUGCUAAUGAUGAAUAAUAAUGAAGUUGAUCAUUUAAGUAAACAAUACUCAUAAGGUUAAUAAAUCAAUAAUUUUGUAUCUGUAAUAGGUUUCAGUGAACAUUUAUAAUAGGAAACAAUAUCAUAGCAUAUUCAAACAAUGUGCCAACAUCAUGAGGUGAUUAGAUCACUGUACACUGUGUAUACAUUAUGUUAUAUGUGACUAAUGAGCAUGACUAAGAAAAUUAUGUAGGAUAAAGACAAUUUCAAUUAUUAAGGUUACAGCAACAAUUACAAUAAUUUGCUUAAAAGAAAUGAGUGGUGACACAUUAUCAUGUGAGAAACCUGCAUUUUAAGGGAGUCUUAUCACUGGUGCAUUCCUUUGAAGAAAAUGUGGAUCAAAGCAUUUCUUCAUGUAACUCAUGUAACCUAUAGAUACGGGUUACUGAAUUACUGUAUAGUUAUUUUAUAUUUGUCAUGCGGUAACUGGAAAUUAAUGGUAUGUUUGUAUAAAUAUAAUUUCAUAUAUAUUUCCCAGUUCCCAGUUUGACAUCUGUUAAUUUUAAAAUAUUAAUUAUGAUAUGAAGUUAUAGCUUUGUGGGGUUGUUGCCGACCUUUUAGAGGCAUGCAGGUGAUACAAUAUAUUUCUUGCUAUAAGGGACACUGGGGCAGGGCCAGAGAAGCACCUUCUGGGGAACUCAACCUUUCCAAAUCACUUUUCUUCUUGGUUGGGGAACAUAACUUCUCCCACUUUGUUGAGAAACAGAAUCCCAUCCCCUUUGACUAGGAGACAGAAGCUGUUUCUCUUAGCAGGGAAAGACAACUACUUUCCCUUGGCUGAUUAGCACAACCUAUUCCCAUUGCCUAGGUUACAGUAUUAUAAGUAUUAAAAGUAUUAUUCGAUACCUGAUCAACCAGGCUGUGACUCAAAUGGUAGGCUACGAGCAGCCGCAUCCAACAGCCUGGUUGACAAGUCCAGCAGCGAGGAGGCCUGGUCAACAACCAGGCCGCGGGGUUGCUAAGCUCCGAAAUCACCUCAAGGUAACUUCAAGGUAACUUCAAGGUAAAGGUACAUAUGCAGCAUAACAUGUAUUAUCAUAUGUAAUCAUUUAAUGCCAACAAUUUUCUGUGUUGAAGGAAAUUGCUAGCUUGGGAACUUGGCAGUACCAACUGAGCGGGUACGAAUCCUCCUCACGGCUCCUACUGAUUUUCUCAUUGAUACUGUACACGUUAAUGUAUAAUGUAAUGUAAUGUUAAUGUAUCAAUAAUCGAUACAUAUUGAUCACAUUAAUGUGAGUUCAUUGUGCAAUUUCCUGUGUUCUUGUGUAUAUAGGGAGAGAUGUAUUACAAUGCGUCCUCCAAAAGUGAUAGUUCACAUAACUACUGUGGACGUUAGGUACAAAAUAUGGACUGUUGCACAAAGAAGGUCCAUGUUUUGUACCAUUGGAACUUUAGAGGCCAUAAAAAAUUGAAACAACCUAACAAUACACUGAAUCUAACCUGUCCUAGGCCUAAAUAAGCAAUCCUAGUUCUUAUAUAUGCAAUUUUAGGUCUGCCUUAGUAUAUUUAUGUACUGUACUAGGCCUAGGAAAAUUUAGGUUUGGUUACCUUAUUCUUGGGCCCUCAACAAAAUUGAUAGUACAAAACGUGGACUUAAUUUGCAAUAGUCCAUACUUUAUACAUGUCAUCCAUAGUAGCUAUAGGUGCUAUCAUUUUUGGAGGACAGUAGUGUUGAGCGGCUCUUUGUCAGCCUCCAUAACUGUUAUAUAAUAACUAUAAAAUCAUUUUGUGUUGGAUGAUUGUAGUAGUGAAUGAGACACUAGAGUUAACAUGGGAGCUCAGUGCACAUUGGUUUAGUUAUUGAAAAUGCUCUUUGUAAUUUUUAUGAUUUUAUACUUCAAAGGGCAUGGCUAGAUAUACUGUAGUAGAUUAUUAAAUACCAUUUCUGUAAUGCACAAAGGUUAGGAAAUGGGUCCCCCUUUUUAUCCUUCUCUGGGUUUGCCACUGGAACAAUCAUAGGGUCUUUUGCCCUCUUUUUUUUUUAAAUAAAAUAUAAAUUCUAUUGUUAUUUAUUUGUCAGUGUUACAAAUAUUGAUCUCUGGAUUAGACUACUUAUUCAAUUACUUAAUCUUCUCUAGUGAUAACAGAAUCUGAAUAAAUAUGCCUUCUUAUCUUAUACAGUAAUUGGAUCGAUGAAAAUGAAAUAACUUGCAAAGACAAUCUCCGCCUUACAUCUUACACAAGCCGGGAAAAUAAUGCUGGAGAGGGGCAGAUAUAUUCACUCGUGGCUUCAUAAGCUUUGCAAAAACUUUGCAAGAUAUCCAAUAAACUUCUUACCUAUCACAGGAACACAUUAAUCAUGAUUUUUGUUAAUGAAUGAAAUUUAAUGAAAUUUAGAAAUUCAAUUCAAUUAUGUACUCUGGAAUUAAAUUUUAAAUUUAGUUUUCCUCAUUCUUUAUAUAGUGUAUAUAUCUAAAGGUUAUAUUCAAAGUUAAACAUUUAUAUUUUCAUUUUAAUUUGAUCAAAAUUAAAAUAUAUACUGUAUAAUAUAACAAUAAUUUAGAUACAAAUAUAUCAAAAUUUAACUACCGUAACUAUAAUGACUGGUAGUAUUGGAGUUUUUACUUUUAAAAAAAGACAAGACAUUAGAAGUUUGUAAAGUAGCUUUUCAGUUAAAUGUUUCGUCAAUAUUUAAAGCUAUUUCUUCAAUGUUUAGAUACAACCUGAUACUGUGUAUAUAUUUAUAUAUGCAAAGAAUGUUUUAUUAUGCUGUUACAAGAGAAGUUUGACCAUUAUGAAGCUACUUAGUGUGGCUGUGUUCCUCUCACAGCUGGUGUGUAAGAGGCGAGAGAGUUUGUUUACUGUGCUGAUACAUGUGUGUGUGUGUGUCUUGCGUUUAUAUUUUGACAAUUCAAGGCUAAGUAAGCUUGUUAUACAAAAAAGUCAAGCAGUAUCAUUAGAUGUAUAUACCUGUAUAUAGUUUUAUGGUUCCACAUUUAGUAUCCUUUUGAAAGGAAGCGGGUUUAUUAUUUUGAUUACACUCCUUUGGCGUUCUAUCCAUAUAUGUAUCCCCAGUACUCUGAGGAGCUGGUUCUUUUAUUGUAGAUUAAGAAUACUGCUCAAGCAGGAUAUGAUGUGUUUAUUGAACUUUGAACUGUCUUGGAAGCUCAAGUCUCAUGCUUAGUAUCCAGUUUAUAUGCAAUAUAUGAUUGUAAUUAAUUGACACACAAGUAUUUAUAAUUUUCAUUGAAUUGUUAAGUUUACUUAGAGUGUUUAGAUGUGUAUUUUCCUGUUUGAUUAGAUAUGUAAAGAUUUAUUACUCCAAAGAUUAUAUGAUUAUAUAUAUGGCAGAAUGAUACAUACAGUAUUUAUAUUUACAAUAAUUCAAGAGCAGGAUGUAUACAUUUUAUUUUAAUUAGUAGUUGAUUGAUAAAAACUGAAGUUGCUUUUCAGCAGUUUUUACUGUUAAAAUCUUCAAAAAUUAAGAAGUGUAAAUGUCUAUAGAGGGAAAAGAAAAUAUUGACAUCCCUCACUUUUGUCUUUAAACUCCUCUUUUACUAUACAAGGACCUCUAUAUCAAGGGAUCUUAGUACAUCUUUCAACUUCACAUAUCUCCUCAUCUCCUGUGCCUUCACUUUUUCCUAGUACUUCUUUUCAUCUUUUGUCUUCCCUCCCUACCCCCCACCCCUACACUCUAGAAAAUACAAAAUAUAGUGUUAUUACUUCUUGAAAUUCACACCGGUGUGAAUAUAACACUUUGAAAGUCAAAAGGGUACUGAGGGGAAUUUAACUCGCAGCCAAAAAUCUCUCAAGUUGACAAAUUACCAUUUGUGCUAUGAGCAGGUCCCUUCCAUCCUUUUCAUAUGAUCCUGAAUUUACCUGAGGGCCACAUCUCGCUAGUGGCCUCGACAAAGACAGGAAGCCGGUGACUUGUCAAAGGUCCCUCCAUUUAUCCUGAUGAUUUUACCCAGCUGAAUUUUUAAUUCCAGCACUUGAUGGAUGGUUGAGAGACUGGAUGGCUCACUGCUUACAGGUUGGUGUUCAAUUCCCCAACCGUCCAAUUUGUUGAGUACCAUUCCUUCUAUCCUUUCCUAAAUCCUUAUCCUCUUCCCAUCCAAGGGCUAUAUAGCCAUAAUGGCUUAGUGCUUUCUCCUGACUAUUACCUUUUACCUGUUCAUAGCAUGAUUAGUAAUGUGUUUACUUGUGAGACCUUUGAUUGUUGUGUUCCAUCCAUUGUUAUACAGUAUUAUAUAAUUAAUGUUUGAAAACAAAGCAGUAUUAUCAGAACUAGUGUGCCUAUAGAAAAUAGAUAAUUUAGAUAUACUGUACACAUGGCCUUUUGAGAUUAAUAUGAAUGAUUGUUUCCCUGUUGUAUAUAGGAUGCAAAGGGCAGCUUUAAGGUUAGUGUUAUAAUGUCACUUUAAACGAUGGUGGGAAGAAAAUGUAUGAAAAUGAGAAUGAGAAUGUCAUAAAAAAAUUAUGGAAACAUAGUCUUAUUUAUUAGACCGUGGCUUUGUGUACCUCUGAGGCUUUUAGGCUCUGUUUAGUGACAUUUAAUGUGCUGUUACUGUAUGGCACAUCGUAACAUGAGUUAUUGAUACAAUAUACUGUACAUGGAAUAUAGAAAUUGAUAACUAUGUGAAAAUUUAUGGCAUUGAAAUGACAGUAAUACAAAUAUGUAUUGCUUUUAAAAACAAGAAAACAGUUUAUAGAAAGUGUAGCACUUUAGCAGCCAUUACUAAUUUGCAAUAAUGUAUCUGGGCAGCAUAAAAUUUCUCUGUGUUAGUUGCCUUACAUAAUAGGCCAUGACCAUCUUGGUACUUGAUUUGUUCCUACACUGAUUUUAUAGAUUUCGAUGACUUUAUUUCCUGGAACAUAAUUUUUUUAGAGUACAGUACAAUAUUUACCAUUUUGAUUUAAAUUUUAUCAAGCAAGAAGUUCUUGGGAAUUCUUGUUUUAUUAAGCAAAGGUUCUUGGAAAUUCUAACAUACACAUGGGGUAAUAUAAUUUGUGUAUUUUAAUUCUCUGCAACAUUUUGUGUAGGCAUUUGUAAUGUUUGUACAGAGGGUCCAAAUGUGUGUCUUCGUGAACAUUUUCAUUAAUGCUUGUUUUUAAUAAAAAGAAUAACUCUUGUAUGUUAUAAUGAUGAAGGAGUAAAUACCCAAGUUUCUGGAGAUUAUAUAUUAUGCACCACUGUA
This is a messenger RNA of Procambarus clarkii (red swamp crayfish), 6494 nucleotides long. RefSeq lists its product as uncharacterized. The record is from RefSeq and is a predicted model, not a curated record. NCBI's taxonomy places the organism in Eukaryota, Metazoa, Arthropoda, Malacostraca, Decapoda, Cambaridae.